UAUAGAUGGAAUGCUUUUGAUACUGAAGUUCGCGUGCAUAUUUAAUAAAGGUAAUCUUCUCACGUUGUGUAUUUAUUGUUAUAUUUGUUUAUAGUAAAUAAUAUAAAUGCUAUAUAAGCAAAACGAAGCGUUAUUAACGCCUGUAAUGUCGCUUAUGAAACACAUCAGCAGCGGGUUGUGUAACGUGUCAACUCGUCAAACAUUCAUUCAUUGUUUUGUAACGCUGCUCGCUGCUACAUUGUAACUUCAUCUUUCGCGCGGCUACAUUUGUAACUUCAUCUUUCGCGCGGCUACAUUGUAACUUUUAUCUUCGUGGUUACUAAUGAUACAUAAAUCGCCCAUGUUUAUCGCGUUUAAAGUGACAGGUUUAGUCAAAGCCAAUGUCUGAAGUCAGAGAUAUGAAGCACAUCUCUCAGGUCCGUGAGCUGUUGAGAGAGCUGAUUUUGGGCCGUGAGGAUCCGGACGGUUUUUUUGGGCUGUGUUUGUCUCUGCUGGGGGACACAGACACCAGAACACUCUUUCUUGAUGUAAUCAAACCCCUUUUACCCGGACACGAGCAUCUACACAGUCAACUGACAACAAUCUUUCUGGAGUAUUUCUCAAAGGAUGAAGAAGAUGCAUUAGAGUUGGCAUUAAAACUCUCUCUCCAUGAAACCAAACAAGAGGUCAGACAGCGUGGUUCAGAUCACCAGCCUUACUUGCCUUCCACAAGCUAUGCAAAACUGGCUUCAGGAUGUUCAGGUGUUGUUCAAGAUGAAUUCAGAGGACUGGAGAAACAUCGUAUCACAAAAUGGACCCCAGACACUGAAGUACAUCGACCCAUAUGCAUUAAAAAGGAGCAGAGUCCCAACUUUCAUUUGGACAAAGACGAUGGCGACCUCUUAAAAGUUGAUGAUAAAGACCAAUCAAGAAAUUCAACAAGAUCACAAAGGCGUCGGCAACGCAAGAAGCUGCAGUUGUUAAAAAACCCGUCUGGCCCACAACCUGUUCUGCUGUGGUUUCGAAGAGACCUCCGCAUGUGGGACAACCCUGCUCUGAUUGGCUGCCUGGAGCUUGGUGCACCAAUCAUACCAGUCUUCCUGUGGAAUGCAGUGGAGGAGGAGGGUCCAGGGGUUACCGUCUCGGCAGGUGGGGCAUCUAAAUACUGGCUGCACCAGGCACUAGUGAGUCUGAAUCUCUCUCUUGAGCAGCGUGGAAGCCACUUGGUGACCCAGAAAGCAGAGCCAUCAUCCUUGGCUGCCCUACAGGGACUAAUAUCAGAGACAGGGGCGAGAUCGGUUGUGGCGACAGCCCUGUAUGAGCCAUGGUUGAAGGAUAGAGAUGAUAGUGUAUGGGAGACACUGGAGAAACAAGAAAUUAAGUGCCACAUUUACCACUCCUACUGCCUGAGAGACCCCUAUAUGGUCACCACGAAGGGUGUUGGUCUACGAGGUAUUGGUUCUGUCUCUCACUUUAUGAGCUGUUGCCAGCAGAACCCUGGCAGUGGAUUGGGCACUCCACUAGAUGCCCCCAGUGUCCUGCCUGCUCCCUCAACAUGGCCGCAGAGAUGCCCUCUUGUUGAUCUGGAGCUGGCACGCAUGCCACGCCGGAAAGAUGGCACUGAGAUUGACUGGGCUGCAAACAUUCGGAAAUCAUGGGACUUCAGUGAGGAAGGAGCUCAGGCCCGUCUUGAGGCAUUCCUGCGUGAUGGUGUGUAUCGGUAUGAGAAAGAGUCAAGUCGUGCAGAUGAUCCCAACACCAGCUCUCUGUCUCCGUAUCUUCACUUUGGGCAGCUGAGUGCACGCUGGUUAUUAUGGGAUGCCCGUGGAGCUCGAUGCAGACCUCCCAAGUUCCAGCGUAAAUUGGCAUGGAGGGAUCUGGCAUACUGGCAGCUGUGCCUUUUUCCAGACCUGCCCUGGGAGUCAAUCAGACCCCCAUACAAGGCUCUACGCUGGAGUUCAGACCAUGCUUAUCUGAAGGCAUGGCAGCGUGGACGCACAGGUUACCCACUGGUGGAUGCAGCAAUGAGACAGCUGUGGCUAACUGGCUGGAUGAACAACUAUAUGAGACAUGUGGUGGCCUCCUUCCUCAUUGCCUAUCUACAUAUUCCCUGGCAGGAAGGAUACCGCUGGUUUCAGGACACACUGGUAGAUGCUGAUGUUGCCAUAGAUGCAAUGAUGUGGCAAAAUGGAGGGAUGUGUGGUCUGGACCAUUGGAACUUUGUCAUGCAUCCCGUUGACGCAGCGCUGACCUGUGACCCGCAUGGCGCUUACGUGAGACAGUGGUGUUCUGAACUGUCAGCACUUCCUGAUGACCUCAUCCAUAAGCCCUGGAAGUGUCCCGCUUCAAUGCUGCGCAGGGCAGGGGUGGUUUUAGGAGGUAACUACCCAGAGCGGAUCAUUGUUGACCUUGAGAAGCAGCGUGCACAGUCUCUGCAGGAUGUUGCAUUGGUAAGGCGGCGUUUCAGGGAGUUCGUUGACCAGCGAUCAGGCUGUGACCUGGUUCCUCUGCCUACCAGGCUGGUGCAGGAAGCUCUGGGCAGUAUGGAGGACGUUGUGAGGCGUGAAGAAACCGGGUUCCUCCUUCCAGUCAUCACACGCAUGGAGUUUAAAUGCCAGCCUGAGGAUCCAGACGGCCAGGACAACCCAUACAGCGCUGUGCUUAAAGGCUACGUCAGUCGCAAACGUGAUGAAACCAUUGCUUUCCUAAAUGAAAGAGACUUCACAGCCAGUGUGAUGUGCGAGAGUGCACAGCGUAGAGAGAGGCUAGAGAGGGAUUGUUGUCUCCUCGAAGGUCUACCGCGACCCACAGCCCCACGUGGAAGGGCAAGGCGGACCCCAACCAGAGACCCUUACAGCAAAGUGCCCGGAGGUGUCGCCAUUCCUCGAAGAUAACAGAUUAACUUGCGUCAGUGCCUAGAACUCAGCCAAUGAGUGCGUUUACAGACACCCCAAUACUCUGAUAUCUACCAAAAAUCAGCGAUGCCUCAAAUUGUGUGGUGUUGAGAAUUGCGCUAUUACUUUUUAAAUCUGUCUGACUUUAUUUUCGCCUGGUGGGCGAAAAAAUCCCAUAGACUUAAAGGGUAACUAAACACCUGCUCAGAGUCUGACUCCACCCACUAGAAAUAUUUGAAAAUGCUGGAAAAGUGGGCAGACCCCGGCGGGGAUAGAGGGAACGAACCUAGUGCGGGGCUGAGCGGGGGGGCACCUGAGACUCGU
This is a messenger RNA of Xyrauchen texanus (razorback sucker), 3197 nucleotides long. Its product is annotated as deoxyribodipyrimidine photo-lyase. Gene Ontology annotation, biological process: circadian regulation of gene expression; entrainment of circadian clock by photoperiod. The record is from RefSeq and is a predicted model, not a curated record. Gene Ontology annotation, cellular component: nucleus; cytoplasm. Gene Ontology annotation, molecular function: FAD binding; DNA binding. The coding region runs from base 381 to 2873 and encodes 830 amino acids. The transcript has 8 exons. Lineage: Eukaryota; Metazoa; Chordata; Actinopteri; Cypriniformes; Catostomidae.